GAUGGCGGCAACCGGGAAAUGAUUUGUAACGCGAGGAAAAAGCAAAACAAAAAAAGUUCAGAGUUAAACAACAACAACAACGGAAUAUUUAACUUUAACAUGCAUGUGUGUUAAUGACAUGUAAUGACGCAUGUGUCGUACGCAAGGAACCAAAUAAAGCUGGACGGGAAUGACUUCUAUUGAUGCCCCGUAAAGCCUCAAACACAGGGAAGCCUCCAUUGCUGUUUCUGGAGCGACCACUGAAAGGAGCCAGACUCCAAAAUGUGCCGGAUGUGCGAGCAGCUCUUGAACCCAAAGAGUUCUUCACAGAGACUCGAGCACAGAGCAGCUCCACUCUUAAUUCGUGGGUAAACCCACAAUUUGACCCAUCACUCGUGGCUGCACCUCCAGCAAGAAGAGGGAGGAGGAAAUGUCAGUCUACCACGAGCAUCCUUGACCGUUGCAGUCAGCUGUCCAGGAAAAGCAGUGUGUGCAAAUUCCCCUCAUUAUCGUUCCAGACGAGGUCAAGAGACCAUCAACCGAAGAGCACACGUGCAAAGAAAGCCACAGAUUCGGCUGCUGUGCCUGAUGAGGGAAAUCAGCCACACAGAUCAUGCCGAAUCAAAAAGGCGGUUUCAAAUGCACAGCACGUACAGACGCCAAAGAGACAGUUGGCCUCAAUUAGGAAAAAGAAGGUGGAGAGAUUUUCUGACAGUGCUGCAUCCUCCAGCAGAUGUGUUGACCAAGCUGAAGCCUCAUCUAUUCGAGGGGAGAAAUGCAGAAUUCCAGCAAAUACUUUAACACCUGACUCCCAUGAGUUUAGCAGUGUCGGUCCACCACCAGAUGUGGACACUCCGACACUAAUACAAGAGGGGAGCAGUCCCUCUUCCCCCUCCUUACACAUGCUAGUGGCUCAAUCAUGUUCACCGCCAAGUAAUCAGCCACCAGACAUUUUGGUGGCAGACACACCAGAGAGGGAUUAUGGGUUGAAGGUGACAUGGAGGAAGCGGAAGGAUCUGAUGUUGAUGUUAAAAACGCGAGGUCUUCUCUCUGAUUCAGAUGUGCUCAUUCACAGCUGAUGUUCAGGUUUGGUGAGAAAAGAAUCAGGCAAUAAUGUCAACAGAGAUGAAACAGCUGUUAUUCACUGGACAAUUUCUGUGAUCAGAAUUCUCUAUGAAGCAUUUUACUGAACUGAAUUGAGCUUCUGCUUCUGAUUGUCACACAUCAGGUUACUGACUGUUUACUGUUUAUUUUGAUUCAAUUCAAUGACAAGCCAAGGAGGUAAUGAUAUAACUGCCUCACCCAUCCUGUCUGUAUAAGAGUCGAAUCGAAUACUGAAUAAAUCAGAUUAUAGGUCUAAUUACUGCAA
Hippoglossus stenolepis (Pacific halibut) is the source of this 1348-nucleotide messenger RNA. RefSeq names its product RAD9-HUS1-RAD1 interacting nuclear orphan 1 (gene rhno1). The coding region runs from base 183 to 1058 and encodes 291 amino acids. The transcript is spliced from 3 exons. Gene Ontology annotation, biological process: cellular response to ionizing radiation; recombinational repair; DNA damage checkpoint signaling. Lineage: Eukaryota; Metazoa; Chordata; Actinopteri; Pleuronectiformes; Pleuronectidae. Gene Ontology annotation, cellular component: chromosome; nucleus. The record is from RefSeq and is a predicted model, not a curated record.